Sclerotinia borealis F-4128 is the source of this 1641-nucleotide messenger RNA. The record is from the annotation of a GenBank genome assembly. Lineage: Eukaryota; Fungi; Ascomycota; Leotiomycetes; Helotiales; Sclerotiniaceae.
AUGGAUUCAAUACCCAGUGGAACUCCUGAAGCUCCCAAAGUACCUCGCGAUCGAAUCUCCGCCAAAUCCACCGCUGAUCCUAUUCUCCGCAACGCGCUUCGAUACACCAUCUCAGCGAAAGAAUACGAAACCCUUCACAAAUACAUCAUAUCGCGAUCGAAAGUUCUAAAAAGAAAUGCACCUACUGUUACAAAGGUAGAGAAAUUGAUAGAGAGAUUUGGUCGCGAUGAUUACAAUGCUGCGGCUGUGAGGGGGAGUUUGAGAUUAUUUCUUGCUACGAAUGCUGGGUUGAAGAUCUGGAGUUUAUUCACGGAAAAGUUUAUGGGUGCUGGUAAAGUUGGGGGAAAGAAACACUCAUUAUGGAAGUCACCAAACUUUCGCCUCUCGCUAUCCCUUUCCAGUAUCCUUCUUUUCCAUAGAAUCCUCUUUCGAUUCUUCACUCGACUUCGCGCACAUCUCCUUACAUCUGAAGCCCGACCUUUCAGACAACGAAAUCCCAAAACAAGUAGGACGCUCACAUCGAAUUUGGCACCAGCGGUUGGAGCAAGUUUGGCUGGAUUUAUGUUGGCCGUUUACCCGAGUGAUCAAUUGAGACUGACCAUUGCGAUAUAUGCUUUGAGUAGAGCUGCCGAAAUAUCAUAUAAUUUGGCGGAGGAUGAGGGUUGGAUAUGGGGAAAGGAGGGAAGUAGGUGGGAAAGACCUUGGUGGUGGGGAAGUUGGUUGCUUUUCCCACUCACUUGUGGUCAAUUGCUUCAUGCUUUUGUUUUUGAUAGAGAUUGCUUUCCACGGCAAUAUGGAGAUUUCAUUCUCAAAAACUCUCCUCAUUAUAUUCAAUAUCGACCAGAAGAUUACCCAGCUAAGCUCCCAUGGCCAAAUACUUACAAUAUUGUUGAUAAUCUUGCCGAAAUGGCUCGUCUUAACUACCCACCUUUCGUAUCUCCGAUUCUCUUCCCAAACAAUCCCACCCUUCCCCAAUCCCUCAGCACUAUUUCCCCCAUAAUAUCUCCCGCCCACCCUCUAAUAACAUCCCUCACAUGCGCCACUCUCCACCCCUCCGACCCCUCAUGUCUCCACACCUACCUCACCUACUGGAUCCAAGUCUUCCCCCGUCUUGCCCGCGUCUUCACUGUAAUACUUACCCUCUUCUCCCUCCCCUCCUACCGCAAAUUUUAUCAUUCCCCCAUCUCCUCCCUCAACGCCCUCGCUAUCCGAAUCUUAAAAUCAACCCUCUAUAUCUCCGGCGCCAUCGGUACCAGUUGGGCUAGUAUCUGUGCUUUCCAAUCCCUUCUUCCCCGACACAUCCUUCCCACUCAACGCUUCUUCCUCGGUGGUGCCAUAGGUGGUCUCUGGGGAUUCGUAGUGCGGAAAGAUGCGAGGGGGGAAUUUCUUUAUAGUGCGAGAGCAUCGAUGGAUUCGCUGUGGAAAGUGGGUAAGAAGAGGGGUUGGUGGAAGGGGGUUAAGGGGGGUGAUGUCUGGAUUUUUGUGUUUAGUUUGAUGGCGAUCGAGAUGGUUUAUGAGAGGGAUGGGAGAGCUUUGAGGAGUGGUAUGUUGAGAAAGAUGGUUAGUGGGAUGAGGGGAGAGGGGUGGAAAGAUUAUGUUGGGGAGGAGGAGAAGAGGUUGAAGGAGGAGGGGAAGUUAUAA